AUGAGUCCGAAUACAUCACCGUGUAAGGACAGAGAAAAAUGUAUUGGUGGAUAUGCCCGAUUAGUUCAUAUGAUUAAAUAUAUACAACAGAAAUAUAAAGAUGACCAUCCGUUGUACCUGAAUGCGGGAGAUAAUUUUCAAGGAACUCCUUGGUACACAAUGUUCACAUGGAACGUUACGAAACAUUUUUUGAACAUGUUACCAGCAGAUGUUCUGACAGUCGGUAACCAUGAAUUUGACCAUGGCAUCGAUGGAUUAUUGCCAUUUUUGAGCAGUGUUAAGUCAAAACUGGUAUUAAGUAACAUUGAUGAACAAAGCUUAACUUUCUUGCAACAAUAUUCAAAGGAUAGGAUUCAUGGACGAACAAUAAUUAAUAAGGGUGGUAUUCGAAUUGGAGUCAUUGGAGUAAUUAUAAAGACUGUUAAUGAGAUAUCGAACACAGGAAACAUUACUUUCUUUGAUGAAAUUCAAAUGGUCAAACAUCAAGCUAAUCUUCUAGCCCAAGAAAAUGUCGAUAUAAUUAUUGUUCUAUCGCAUUGUGGUAUUGUAGUUGACAAAGAAAUUGCAAAACACGGUGGACCAUUGAUUGAUGUUAUUGUUGGUGGCCAUUCUCAUACAUAUCUUUACAACGGAGUGGAUAUAACUAAUCCAUAUGAGAAACCAGCAGAUACAUAUCCAUUAGUUAUUACUCAAGACGACGGACAUAUUGUGUUGAUUGUUCAAGCAGGUGCUUAUGGGAAAUAUGUUGGUGUAUUGAGAGUUAAAUUUGACGAUGAAGGCAAUGUAGACUCAUGGACUGGAAACAAUAUUUUUUUGAGCCAUGAUGUGGAUGAAGACGAAGAUAUUGUAAAAGAGUUAGAGCCGUGGAAACAAGAAGUUGAAAGAAGAGGUCGGCAUUAUUUUGGUGAAGCAAAAGUCUUAAUAGACAAUUCAAACUGUAAAUUGGGGGAAUGUACCGCAGGAGAUUUGCUUACAGAUGCUAUGGUGGAGUCGGAUGAAUCCAUUUUAUUGGCAUUGCACCAUGCAGGAGGAAUUCGAACCUCUUUUCAGCCAGGCCCAAUUACAUUUAAUGAUUUACUUACAAUGGUGCCAUUCGGAAAUACACUUGAUGUCGUUAAAAUAUCUGGUAAAACAUUAAGAGAUGUUUUUGAACACGCUGUGGAUUUGGAUUCCCAUAAAUAUAAUAAAGUAUUUAGAAAUCUUCUACAAGUAUCUGGAUUCAAAAUCGUGUAUAAUCUAAACAAUCCUAUUAACCAAAGAGCGGAAAAAAUUUUAGUGCUCGAAAAAAAUGGCAAUGACAUAAUUUACAACGAUUUAGACAAUAAUAAACUAUAUGAGGUGAUGAUUCCAUCUUUUAUUUUUAAGGGAGGUGAUGGAUUCACGAUGUUUAAAACUGAUAAACUAGAACACAGUAUCGGCAAAGUUGAUAUCGAUGUGUUUUCCAAGUACUUUAAAAGCCACAAGGUAUUAAAUCCUAAAUUACAAGGCAGAAUAACGAUGAAGUAUUAAUAAUUAUUAUUCAGUGUCUUUCAUCUUGUCACCAAAUACUGCAAUAUCCUUAAUUAAAGAUAAAUAUUGUGUAACUUUGAGCUGGUGAAGAUAUAAAACUAAAUGACAGAACUAAUUCAACUAACCUAAUU
Messenger RNA from Culicoides brevitarsis, 1640 nucleotides. Its product is annotated as apyrase-like. Gene Ontology annotation, molecular function: 5'-nucleotidase activity. NCBI's taxonomy places the organism in Eukaryota, Metazoa, Arthropoda, Insecta, Diptera, Ceratopogonidae. Gene Ontology annotation, cellular component: plasma membrane. The transcript is spliced from 7 exons. Bases 1 to 1509 code for a protein of 502 amino acids. The record is from RefSeq and is a predicted model, not a curated record. Gene Ontology annotation, biological process: AMP catabolic process.